AUGCUGAGUGCUUUCAUGGGCUUCAUUGAACCCGGUGAUGAAGUGAUCAUCUUUGAACCGUUUUUUGAUCAGUAUAUAAGCAACAUUGAGAUGCCAGGCGGUAAAAUAACAUACGUGCCACUCCAUCCUCCAAAGGACGGUGCUCAGAAGACAUCUUCUGCAUCGAACUGGACUAUUGAUUUUGACGAGCUGGAAAAGACUAUCAACGAAAAGACAAAGAUGAUUGUACGUUUUUACUGCCCACAAUAUAGCUACUUCUGCUAA
Molecule: messenger RNA, 264 nt
Organism: Trichophyton benhamiae CBS 112371
Lineage: Eukaryota; Fungi; Ascomycota; Eurotiomycetes; Onygenales; Arthrodermataceae
Exons: 2
Coding region: 1-264 (87 amino acids)
Biological process (GO): biosynthetic process
Cellular component (GO): cytoplasm; mitochondrion
Molecular function (GO): L-kynurenine:2-oxoglutarate transaminase activity; pyridoxal phosphate binding
Source: RefSeq, a predicted model, not a curated record